Procambarus clarkii (red swamp crayfish) is the source of this 1697-nucleotide messenger RNA. RefSeq names its product methylglutaconyl-CoA hydratase, mitochondrial. Gene Ontology annotation, biological process: fatty acid beta-oxidation. The record is from RefSeq and is a predicted model, not a curated record. NCBI's taxonomy places the organism in Eukaryota, Metazoa, Arthropoda, Malacostraca, Decapoda, Cambaridae. Gene Ontology annotation, cellular component: mitochondrion. Gene Ontology annotation, molecular function: biliverdin reductase [NAD(P)H] activity; riboflavin reductase (NADPH) activity.
UGGUGAAGAGUGGGGAAUGGUGUUAGGCAAGGUAGGGUGGCGGGAGGCGAGUGUGGGCGUGGCGGCCACAUAGCCAACAUGGACGGUAUUAAGGUGGUGGUGUUUGGGGCGUCGGGCAAGACGGGCACCUGCUGUACCCAGGCCGCCCUCAACUUGGGAAAAUCAAAGUGACACAUUGAAGCAUGAUGUAUUACACCAGUAUUGGCAUGCUACGAGGGGCAAGGUCCAGUUUUUGUGCAUUGCGAGGAGCAUGGUUAAAAAUACCGAAUUGUGGAAUGUGUUCAAAUAGUCCUGAUAUUGUGGUGGAAAAAUUAACUGGCGACUGUCAAGGAGUUACGGUGUUCGGUCUUAACCGACCUGAGGCUAAAAAUGCAAUUAGUAAGAAUCUAUUGAAAGAGUUUGUCAAUGCCAUUGAAAGUGUUCAACAUGAUCGAAGUGUGAGAGUAGUGCUUUUGAGAUCACUGGUUUCUGGAGUGUUUUGUGCUGGAGCAGAUCUAAAAGAAAGAGCAAAGAUGAGGCCAGAAGAAGUUGGUCCAUUUGUUUCUAAAGCUCGAGCUUGCAUUUCUCUACUUGAAAACCUUCCAAUGCCAGUAAUUGUAGCUCUUGAUGGUGUAGCUUUAGGGGGAGGUUUAGAGAUAUCCCUUGCUUGUGAUCUUCGUGUAGCUGCUAAUUCUGCUAAAAUGGGACUUGUGGAAACCAAACUAGCCAUUAUUCCUGGGGCAGGUGGCACACAAAGACUUCCUCGCAUUAUUGGAGCUGCAAAAGCCAAAGAAUUGAUCUUUACAGCUGCAGUCUUGAAUGGAACACAGGCAGCAGAAAUUGGUCUGGUUAACCAUGUUGUCCCACAGAAUGAAAGUGCAGAUGCUGCAUACCAUAAAGCUUUGGAAAUUGCCAAGAUGAUCAUCCCAAAUGGCCCUAUUGGUGUAAAGAUGGCUAAGACUGCCAUCUCUCGAGGUCUGGAAGUAGACCUUGGUACCGGACUAUCUAUUGAAGAAGCCUGCUAUGCUCAAGUAAUUCCCACCAAAGAUAGGAUUGAGGGGUUGACAGCAUUUAGAGAAAAGAGAAGACCUGAUUAUAAGGGAGAAUGAAAGUUUACUUUUUACAUUUGAUUAUGCCAUAAAGGACAAAUGAGAGCUUUACUCUGCCAUUGACAUCUAUGACCUUAUUCUGUAGGCCUUCAUGCAACUGGUUCUGCUGCACAGUAUAUCAUGCAGUGUGUGUACAAAAACAUUUGACAUCAUUAUUGGUUCAAAAAUUUAACUGAUAAGCAGACAUGUUUGGUCAGUACUGUAUUCAUGUAUUAUGUGAUAUUAAUGUAUUGUAAAAUACAGUAAUAGGUAUUACAUUCUAUUUUAUGGUGUAUAGUUUCCAGUCAUUUUCAUAAGUUCUUAGUAGUAAAUCUACAUGAAAUGUGGUGGUAUUUUAUGAAGGGUUGAUCAUUUUCAGCUGUAGAUUUUGUAAUUACAGUACAGUUGGUGUACAGAGGCAGAGUAAAAGGUAAUAGGUGUUUAGUAUCAUGAUAGCUCUGCAGUAGUGGGUAUAUUUAAUUGACUUAAAUAAGCCAAAUUUAUACCUUUUUUAUAGUUGAAUGAUUGCACAUAGAUGUGGGAGAUUUGUUUUAUAUUUUCAUUGUAUAUAAUGCUGCCAUUUUAAUUUGCUGCUGAAUUUUACUUGGAAGUAAACAAAAUUAAUUGUAA